CUAUUCUUCCAUUCAUAAAAAUCUUGGUAUUACGCUUGCGCAAUGAAAAUCGGAGUCCUCCCAUUCAUAAAAAUGUAACCCCUGCAUUUGAGCCCGGAGUCGUUCUGCCCUCCCAUUCACAAAAAAAUCGGUCAAUGCAUCUGCGCAGUUUGUUCUUUACCCUCCCAUUCAUAAAAACCCAUUUCCCCAUGUAGUUGCAACAUCGUAUCAAAAAGCCCGUGUCCUGACCGCAGUACGCAUCGAGUGGAUAGUGUUUAAUAAUUUUUCGCCUUGCCCUUUUUUCUUUACUUGGGAGUAAUAUAUUUGGAAUAUACAUGCAGUCGUCAAGCUCAACAGAGAAAUGCGCUGCUAGUCUGGAAAAGACUGCUAGAUGUUGAGCUCUCUGUUUGCUGUAUGAGGGACACAACUGCACAGAUGGAGUCAAGGGUUCCCCACCACAUCCCUGGAGUGUCUUCCUCCAUUAUAUCCCAGCCGUUGCUGGACAGUAGUGUCCCCUAUGGAAGGCUCCAGUACCCGCUCACCAUCUUCCCCAUCGACCAGAUUAAGUCCUCUCACAUGGAGAACGACUAUAUUGACAGUCCGGCUGUGGUCUCCCAGCAACCCCCCAGCCAGAAGGUUGCCAAAAGGGGGUCCCACGAGCCACUGCUAGGGGCCCCCCAGCUGGCGCGCUGCGACCCCAACGACGCCACCACACACCCCUGGAUCUCCUUCAGCGGGCGGCCCAGCUCCAUCAGCAGUAGCAGCAGCACCUCGUCAGACCAGAGGCUGCUGGACCACGCAGCCCCUACCCCCGUGGUGGACCACAGGUCCACAGUAGUCACCACCAGGACCCCCUGUUGCAAGCCCAAGGUGCUCACUUCCAAGCCUCUGGACCUAAAGGCUGCUGCCCAGGGGGCCAUGGGGGUGGACAAGAAGCACAUGCUGCUGUGUGAGACAUGUGGUAAGUGCCGCUGCACAGAGUGCACCCUGCCCCGGACCCUGCCUUCCUGCUGGGUGUGCAACCAGGAGUGCCUGUGCUCGGUGCAGAGCCUGGUGGACUCGGCCACCUGCAUGUGCCUGGUCAAGGGCAUUUUCUACCACUGCACCGAGGAUGAGGACGAUGAGGGCUCUUGCGCCGACCGCCCAUGCUCCUGCCAACAGUCUAACUGCUGCGCACGCUGGUCCUUCAUGACGGCCAUGUCCCUGGUGCUGCCCUGUAUGAUGUGCUACCUGCCCGCCAUGGGCUGUGUCAAACUGUCGCAGAAGUGCUACGAUAAAACCAGCCGCCCGGGCUGCCGCUGCAAGACCUCCCAGCAGGCCUGUAAGAGUAUGGAGGCCAAGGCUGGAGGCCAGGAGAAACAGUCCUCAUGAUACUAACUGGCUGUUGCCUUAUCAAUACCCUUUGGAUAGACCAAUCCCCCCACCUGCUGGAGGACUUCCCAAAAACUAUGGUACUUACAGAAGGGUUCACACCUGUCCUUCUCAGUUCUAGUGAUGUUAUGCCACACGAGUUAAAAUAGGUCUGUCUGCUAGAUCUGUUGGCCUAGACAACUGCUUGCCUCAGAACCCAUCCGUAUAAGUGUAACAGACUGGUGGAUUUUGUUUUAUAAAAUGGCUGAAGGCACAAGUCAUACUCCCUCUAUACGGCUCUGAAUUUAUAGCUUCAUGAUAGCUAGCUACUCCAUGACAAAUUGGACACCAGUUGUUUUCCCCCUAACAUAAAGAUAUAUGUUUGAGAAAAUAAGCCUGUUCCAAAGCAGUUUCCCUCUAUUUUUUUGCAAACUGUUGGUUUUCCUUUUUGGUAGUUUAGGAUACUUCAAGUGAAACUACCACCCACUCUCCCCUAUAUAUGAACAUUCUUUAGGUUUCAGUCCCACACAAGCUUUCCUGUUGCUAGCUUGAUGUUGGGCUUUUUAGGUCAAGGUGACAAAGUGAGAGGUAGUCACGUGGCUUUGGAGCGAUAGUCUGUUUUUUAUAUUCUUGUUUGUGUGCUCGUACGAUAUGUAAGGUCAUACCACAAGUGAGUGAAAAACUGUGUUUAGGAUUGCCUGACUUGAUCACUUUCUAUUUCCUUAAGGGGAAACGUAAUGUGGAUUUUAACCUAGCUUUUACCAAUCACUUCGGGAAAAAAUGCAUGUCAUGCGCUGCAUGAUGUAACUUAGUGCUUAACCCCAGUGCUAGAUGUGGAUGUGUAGUAGAAAAACCUCCUCAGGGAUUGUUCCUCAUCAGUAGAAUUUGGUCUAGCACGUCAAAACUGCUUGAAAGCCUAGUUGACUUCACUUUGCACAAGAGGCGAAGAACCGUUUGAAAAAGGGCAAAAGGGCAAUGGUGAAUUAUUUAGGAAGAGUGAGAGGAAAUGGGUGGAAAAUAGCGUUUUCAGGAAGAGGGAGAAGGUAGAGUGAAGUUGUAGCGUACCUAGCCAGCCUUAGUGAAAUCCAAUCUGCCACUUGCACAACCUUUUUAGAUGAAGCAAACCUCUUAUGAUGGACUAAAGCACAGUAUUAAGUAUAAAGGCUGAAUGUAUUUUUGCAUUACUCUGUGAACUACUUUGAGUCCACAUUGUAUACCCCACUACUCAAAAAAAGGAGUUUGUCUUAUGUUAGAAAUAUUCUUUAUCUUUUUUUUCUCAACCUAUUUUUGUGUCUUGCAUGGAGUUCCAAUGACUUUGCCAAAAGGAGUUUAGUAUAGCUUGUUUAGCUGUCUAAGGGAUCAUAUGUGUUAUGCACUUGCCAAAUGGUCGGAAGGCAAUUGUUCUUAAAGGUACGGUGCCCUUUUUGCAGUUUGCUUCAGUUUGGCAUAAUUCUGUCAUGUUGGUUCUAAGGUCCCCUAAUAACAUUAAGACCUGUCACCUUCUCAUGUUUGUACUUGUCUUGUUGCACAAAGCAGAAAACAUACAGGAGAAAACACUGUUCUUAGUCUUGAAUGUAUAAGGCAAUAUUACUUUCAAAUGUUUGCAAUUCAAUCCAAGGAAAGGUGCCAAAAUUGGGAAUGAUUUUGUGGCUGGCAAAGCCGGGGAAAAAUUGCAAAUGUGUUGACAAUAUGUUAUAGAAAUAGACCUAUGCAGGUGACAUGCUGUUGUAAAUAGUUUCAAGACACGUGUUCUUUAGAAGAGUUUUAAAUGUCCUCGAAAAAUUGCAUGGUACAUUAUAACUACAAUUCAGUACAAAAUAUAUAGAGAUAUGUAGAUAUAUAUUUUGGGGGUAAAGUUGAGGGGAAGAGGGUGGG
This is a messenger RNA of Salvelinus sp. IW2-2015, 3204 nucleotides long. RefSeq names its product protein sprouty homolog 4. Lineage: Eukaryota; Metazoa; Chordata; Actinopteri; Salmoniformes; Salmonidae. Gene Ontology annotation, cellular component: cytosol; membrane. The record is from RefSeq and is a predicted model, not a curated record. Gene Ontology annotation, biological process: animal organ development; negative regulation of Ras protein signal transduction; negative regulation of fibroblast growth factor receptor signaling pathway.